AGUUAGUUACUGGGCUAUUAUUAUUAUGUGAUGCCGACUGAGACACUGCGCUACGUGCUGAGCGAUUAUUGAUGAUGCAGAUCAUGGAUGAAUUGCUUUUUCUAAUCUCUGCUGGAAUUGGAUAACUUCAGGAACAUGCUGACAUACUGAUCACCUCCUAACUUAGGUACUGCGCACUUACAACGAGAUAAGAUCAUGUAUUUGGGCAAGUUAUCCCGGCGUACGAAGCACUUGGCUCCGAUAAGACUGGCAUGGCCUCACGGAGGCCAUUCUCUCAGAGAGACUCUCUUGAAACCGAUGGCCUUCAGGGACGCUCUGAGAUUGUCUGCAGUUCUGUAUCCAGAGUACUUAUCAGAUCGAAGCACCCUAGAUUUCCACGCAAAUCUGAUACAUGAUUACGACCAGAGUCUGAUACUGAUCUGAAUUAGGCGGGCUCACAUAUCUUGACCUAUAUUAUUUAGUCUCAAAGUUGAAAUGGCUAAACUUGUCGAGCAAGUGGACCUGUCCAACACCAAGGCAGCGUAUUAUGCGCCAGUUACUGUCUCGAAAAGCAGCAGCAGUCUGAUUCACAUGUCUGGCCAGCCUGGCACGAGCAAGGAUGGCCACGUACCCUCAGACUACGAGUCACAGAUUCACCUGGCUCUGCUGAAUUUGAAGAAACUCAUUUACGCUGCGGGAGCAUCCAUUCAUCAUAUUGCCAAAAUCAACAUCUAUAUUGUCAACUACAAUCCAGCAGAACGAAAACAUGUGCGCCACAUUCAACGAUUCCUGAGAGGCCAUCGUCCAGCGAUGACUCUGGUGCCCGUUCAGCAGCUCGCCCUCCCGGAAUGGUUGAUCGAGAUUGAUGCCGCUGUUGCCGGUCCAUCCACUACUCUGGUCCCGGCACCACGGAUGCCAACUUCUCGACUCCACUCUGCUGAAGUCAUAGAUGUUAUAGUUAUAGGUGGCGGGCUAUCCGGCCUUACGGCAGCUGAGAAUGUUCUCAAGAGCGGCUUAAGCUGUGUGGUUUUCGAAGCCAGAGAUCGAGUGGGUGGUAAGACUUGGAGUUCACCAUUAAACAUCGGAACCGGCGUGGUCGAGCUCGGAGCGGCCUGGAUCAACGAUACCAACCAGAGUCGCGCGUACGCCCUGGCGAAACGGUUCAAUGCCGAACUCAUUCUGCAGAAUUCGAACGGAGACUGUGUUCUUCAGAGCUUUGACGGGUCCUGCAGUACUUUCCCGUACGGCGAACUUCCACCGUUCGACGAACUUACCGUCAAGGACGUCGCUGCGAUCCGAGACACUGUUCAGGCGGACUGCUUGGCCGUUGAUACAUUCCAGCCGCGAGAUACUUAUCUCGACUCACUCACCUUUGAAGCGUACCUGCGUUCCAAAGGCGCUUCAAGGGAGGCCCUCGCUACCGCGACGGUGUGGUCACGGGCAAUGCUUGGCCAAGAGCCUCGCGACAUCUCGGCACUUUACUUCCUCAACUACUGCAAAUCUGGUGGCGGGCUGCUUCAAAUGCGCUCUGAUCGGAAAGAUGGCGGGCAGUACCUGCGCAUUCGUCAGGGAACCCAGUUCUUGGCCAAAGAGCUCGCAGCAAGGCUGCCUGAAGGUGUAGUACGCCUCUCCACCCGCGUCAAAUCUAUACGUCAGGUAAUCUCCCGCGCCGUUGAAGUCCAUGUCUCUGGACAGGAUGGACCACGUGCCUACAUAGCUCGCAAGGUCAUCUGUUCCGUAGCCACGCCGGUUCUCAGGACGAUUGAGUUCUCGCCGCCGCUGUCACUCGAGAAGAAGAUUUUAGUAGACUCAACCACGUACGGCUACUACACCAAGGUCUUGCUGGUCUUCAAGUCUCCAUUCUGGAUUGCAAAAGGUUUCUGCGGCUUAGCGCAAUCAUUUGUUGGGCCUGCUUCGUUAAUCCGCGAUACUUCCAGUCCUGAGGAUGACAAGCAUGUGCUGACUUGCUUCCUCGCUGGGGAUUUUGGUCGAGCCUGGGCUCAAUUGCUGGCCGAAGAGCGCAAAAAGAGACUGCUACAGCAAGUCAGCACAUUGUUCAAUGAGCCAGAGCCAACCCUUCAGGGCAACCUUGUUCAAACCCUCCACUACGAUUGGUUGACAGAUGAGUUUGCUGGCUGGGGUUGUCCAUGCAUUUGUAUGGGCCCAGGCGUGCUUGAUACGGUUGGUGACGCGCUGCGAGAGACAUCCGGCGAUGUGCAUUUCGUCGGUACAGAGACGGCUGGUGAAUGGAAGGGUUACAUGGAGGGAGCCAUCCGUAGUGGAGAGAGAGGGGCGACCGAAGUGCUGGCAGACUUAACUAAAGACUCGGCUAGACUGUAAUAUGCUCGGGCGGCAUAUCAGAUUUAGAUAUUUACUGUCAUUCCAGUUCUAGAUCUACAACCGGGCAUAGGGUUUAGAAUUUGUAAGACUC
Molecule: messenger RNA, 2410 nt
Organism: Paecilomyces variotii
Lineage: Eukaryota; Fungi; Ascomycota; Eurotiomycetes; Eurotiales; Thermoascaceae
Product: putative flavin-containing amine oxidase
Exons: 1
Coding region: 475-2319 (614 amino acids)
Molecular function (GO): oxidoreductase activity
Source: RefSeq, a predicted model, not a curated record